This is a messenger RNA of Micropterus dolomieu (smallmouth bass), 2757 nucleotides long. RefSeq names its product nuclear factor, erythroid 2 (gene nfe2). Gene Ontology annotation, biological process: regulation of transcription by RNA polymerase II. The coding region runs from base 761 to 2233 and encodes 490 amino acids. The record is from RefSeq and is a predicted model, not a curated record. The transcript has 4 exons. NCBI's taxonomy places the organism in Eukaryota, Metazoa, Chordata, Actinopteri, Centrarchiformes, Centrarchidae. Gene Ontology annotation, cellular component: nucleus. Gene Ontology annotation, molecular function: DNA-binding transcription factor activity, RNA polymerase II-specific; RNA polymerase II cis-regulatory region sequence-specific DNA binding.
GCUUUGAAGGCCGAGGAUAAAAUAGUAAUUCUAGCCCACACAUUAAAGUAUUUGAAUUACCCACAUCAAUGUAUAUAAGGAAGAUUCACUGAUACCAUUUAUUGAUUUAUUUGUUAGUUUAUUUAACAGGGGGAAUACAGAUGCAUUCGAUAUAGGGUGUCUGCAGCCCCAUCCCUAGUUAGGCUUUUACUUAAACCAUCUAAACAAGCAUUCAGAUUUGGUAAUAACAUCAACAGGACAAAUAAAACAGAUUGUUUAUGUGUAUCUAUGUGUGUGUAUGUAUUGUACAAGACCAUGUAUGUACUGAUGUAAAUGCGCACGUGUGUGUAUAAGUAUCAAUGCACAGUAUGUAAGCAUACAGGUGACAAGUGGAUCAAUUCAAAGGUUACUGAGGGUUCACAUCUUUGUCAUUGUUUAAGACACUGUUUCAGUUGUGUGUUGAAAGAUUUAAAUUCUGAUAUACUUACUACAACUUCCAUACAAGUUGUAGAUGCUAAAACUUUAAAAUAAUGCCUACUUGUUAGAGCUUAGUCAAAACGGUUUAAAGAACACUGCCAACAUACAGCAAUAUAACAAAUUUUCCAAAGCAGCCAUCAGGCCCCAGUCUGUAUUGUAGAGCACGCUGUUUUCCCGCAGAUUGUCUUAUCAGGGGUUGGCAUAGCUGCACCCCGGGACAGCUGAUGGGAGGAGUCAACUCAACUGAACUGAUCCCCUUCAUGAGCUCCAAAAGUUGGUUUUUUGCAACAAGAGCCGGUCCUGAAUGUGUUCAACAGCCAACUAUGUUCUCCCUUUGAGGAGAACCUGUGAGGUUUUAGCCACUCCAGGCAGGCUGUGUGGGGGAGUGUCCAUGUCAACUAAUCUCCCUGGAGCCAGGUCUCAUGGAGCUCCUCAGGACACAGAUAUUGAUGUGGCUUUUCAGGAGUUGAUGGCCAUCACAGAACUGCAGUUUGAAGUCCCUGGCGAAGGCUCCUAUGAAACAACACAGUACCAAACCAUGGAGCCCAUGGUCCCUAUAGGAGGAUAUGGGAUGGCUCAGUCCCAUUCUGAGCCUCCUCCUGCGGCUUGUGUGCUCGGCACUGCUAACACUUAUGACGGAUGUUAUUCCGAAGAGGUGCCUAUCUGUCAUCCUAUGGGCAGCAACGCAGAGGCAAUGUACGGACACUCUGAAUCUCAGCUCAAUCAAAGAAUGCUCCCAGUCUCUUCACACACGCAGCCAACACUCAUGGCUCCUAGGGAACAGAUGAACAUGUCAGGUACCAGUCAAGGGCACAGGAGGGCCAACGCUUGUCUCUCUCAGGGUCUGAGUCGGCACAUGCUGUGGACUAUACAUGGACAGAGUUUGCACGCUCGCUCAGCUGAUGAUCUGGAGUCGGACUCUGGUCUGUCUCUGGGUUCUAGUCCACCUUUGGCCUCCCCAGAUAAUCCUGUUGGCGGUGCACCAGGUUACCAGAGUGUAGACAUAUGCACGACAUAUGGUGACAGUGAACAAGACAGCAUGACUGAGCACAGCAGAGGAGCACACAUCCAUUACUCAAUGGACUACCAGAGUCAAUCUCACUCAUAUUUACACUCAGGUGCACAGCAGUCUUAUUUUUCACCCCCACCCUCUUUAUCUCACACACAACCUAAUGCUCCAACUCCUUGGUCAGUGAAACAGCAGGGUCAGUCUGCUGCUCUGAGCAACCUGUACAUUGACUCUGGAGUGUCCAGCAGAGGGAGCUCUCAGCAUAACAUGUAUACAAAACCGCGAGCGAGCGUCUCCACUCAUCCUCCACUGAGCAGAGAUGAGCGCCGGGCCUUAGCUUUGAAGAUCCCAUUCCCAAUGGAAAAGAUUAUUAAUCUGCCUGUGGAUGACUUCAAUGAGCUCCUGACACAGUAUACUCUGACUGAUACUCAACUGGCACUGGUCAGGGACAUCAGAAGGAGGGGGAAGAACAAGGUGGCAGCUCAGAACUGCAGGAAAAGGAAGCUUGAGAGCAUAAUUCACCUUGAAAAAGAACUGAACCAACUCGAGGCCCAGAGAGCACACUUAGCGCAGGAAAGGCGAGAGUUCCAGCACAGCCUGGGUUUUAUUAAAUGUCGCCUUGCAGACCUCUAUUCAGAAGUAUUUUCUCAUUUAAGAGAUGAAAAUGGACAACCAUAUUCAAUAGAUGAAUACUCCCUACAGCAGACACCUGAUGGUAAAAUUUACUUGGUACCUCACACAACUUUGCAAAAGAGCGAUCAAUGCUGAAGAAUUGGAGACAGUCCAAUUGUUUAACACUCCUACAGAAGGUAGUGCCUGAUUGUGCCAACUACAAGUAAAUUAACUGGCUGGAAGUUACAUGUUCAGUUCAUGUGGGUUUGACUUAAAACGCUCCUGUUAGACUUGCCAUACUUUCAUGUAUACAUUUUUUAUGGUCUUGCAAUUGAAUGAUAGGACAAGAGUGCUUUAUAAAAAAAAUAUAUAUACUUUAUUAAAAAAAAAAAAAAAAAAAGUAAAACAGUCUGCACAGCAGUCUUUAAUUAAAAACUUAUAAAGUCUUCAGCACCCGAAUGAUUGUUUCAGCAAACCUGUGAAAACAGAAUGAAAUUAAAAUACAUUUAAAAAAACAAACACAACACACUUUGGGUGGGAAGUCAUGUGCAGGGUGUUGAUUUGUACCAUUGUCACUGAAAUGAUGUCAGGGUUUUGAGCCCACGUGUUGAGUUACCUAGAAAGCAGAAAACACCAAAUAAGUAAAAUGCAAACUUUAAAUAAAAUAAAUAAAGUGUCUU